CCAUCAAUUCUAUCACACGGCAGGUCGAGAUUCUGCAGCUAAAUUUCAUUACAGUUUUUCCCGCCAAAACGAUGGACAAAUGGUGACCUUACUCAGCGACCGUGCACACGUGUUGUCAUCCGUUUGCAAGGGGAUGGCAGAAAUGAUGAACGCCCAGAGUGCUAAAGAAGUCCGCGAUAUUAUGGAUGAUUCUUCUUAUCAGGACAUCAUGCGGAGAGAGUUUUCUCCAUACUGCUACCAGCUACCACGGUGUGAUCCCACCCAGAAGUAUCGGUCUUCCUGUGGUGCUUGUAACAACCUUAAGGCGCCGCUGUAUGGGAAGGCUUUCACACCCCUCCGCAGAAUUGUAGAAUCAGCCUACGAAGACGGUGUUGAGGCUCCAAGAACACGAAGCAAGUUAGGAGGUAGCUUACCAAGCGCUCGUGACGUCAGCAACGCAGUACACAGUGAGCGUGUCACUAGUGUGAAUGCUGUCAUUACACCAUUCGUAUCUACUUUUGGGCAGUUUUUAGAUCAUGAUUUUACAAGCACACCUUUAAUGGAAGAUGAAAAUGGAAAUUUCAUUGACGAUUGUUGUUCUAACCCAGAGAGAUUUGAAUGCUUUAGCAUCCCCGUAUCAACAAAUGAUGCAUACUUCACAGACCCCUCCAGGAAAUGUAUACAUGUUGUACGAUCUGACGUAGCUCCGCCUCUUGAUUGUUCAUCUGGAAUUCGUCAGCAACAAAAUCAGCGAUCUUCAUUUAUAGAUGGUACCAUGAUAUAUGGAUUCAACAGAGCCAAAGAAGAUUCAUUACGAAUUGGCGAAAUGGGUUUCCUGAAAGUGAGUGACGAAUUUCCAGAUACACAAGGACUGAUGCCAAAAAGUGAACAAGAUAACUGUAAUAUUUUGGAUGAGGAUAGAGACUCCCCAGAAACACAGCACUGUUUUGACGCUGGUGAUCACAGACACACAGAAAACCCGUUGCUUACUGUAAUUCACACAGCCUUUCUCCGUCGACACAAUCUCAUAGCCACUUUACUCAGAGAGCAUUUUGGUGUCACUGAUGACGAGAUAUUAUUCCAAGAAGCAAAACGUAUGGUCAUCGCCGAGUUACAGCACAUCACAUACAAUGAAUUCCUUCCCAUUGUUUUGAAUAAGAAUCUGAUGAGAAUAUACAAUCUGAAAAUAAGUAAACCAGCACACGAUGAUGUCUACAAUGCCUCCACUGAUCCCCGCAUCAUCAAUGCAUUUUCUACUGCUGUGUUCAGAUUUGGGCACUCCCUGAUCCGACAAGUUGUUGGAUCUGACAACGGAGAUUUUGUCUACUUGGAUCACCUCCACAAGCACUUCGACCGACCUCGCAUGGCUCUGACAGGGAAAGGGUAUGGACACGAGUACAUGAUUAACUGGAAAGCAAGAACGGGGUGUUCACAACCAGACGCUAGCAUUGUUGACGCCAUCCGUAAUAAACUGUUUCAAUCGGAAACGUCUUCACUUGGUGGUGCCACUCUAAGCUUUGACCUCAGUGCUUUGAAUAUUCAAAGAGGUCGAGAUCAUGGGCUUCCUGGAUAUAACGUGUAUAGAGAAUGGUGUGGACUUCCUCGUGUUCGCCAUUUUGGAACAUGGAAACUCGGACUUGUUGAUCAUGACGGAAAGGAAGCAGCAAAUCUUCGAGCAAUUUACAAACAUCCUGAUGACAUCGACCUCUUUUCUGGAGGUUUGUCUGAGAGGCGUAUCCCGGGCUCAUUAUUAGGCCCUACCUUUGCUUGUAUCCUUGCUUACCAGUUCCAGCAACUUAAAGUCGGAGAUAGAUACUGGUAUGAGAACCCACAUCCUAUCCAUGGUUUCACAGCAGAACAAGUGAAGGAGUUGAAAAAAGUUUCUCUUGCAAAGGUAAUAUGUUCCACAGCUGAGGAAGGUCAUCUCAUGAAAAUCCAACCCAAUCUAAUGAUCCGGGAGAACAGCAGAAAUAAAAAAAUGACAUGUAACGAGGUAUUAGGAGGAGGCCAUGAACUUGGCUAUCAUAUCGAUGUGUUCGGGACUAACUUCCCUGGCCACAGAAGACCUCAAAGACAAAUGAGAAAUAUGCAGAGACCAGCAGUUCGAAAAAUAAGACGAAUAUAUCCGUACAAUCCCACACUGCAGCAUCUUUUCAGAAAUAGACUUCAUAUUAAAAGCUUGGGCAGGAAAGUUGUUAUACCCCACAGAAGGAAAUACACAAGGCGUGUCAUACUCCGUAGGCGGAGACGUCUCAGGUUUAGACCAAUAGUCAGACGGAAAAUACUACCUAAAAGGAUUGUGAUUGGCUAAUAAUUCAAUGUUACGUAUUUUAUCAAUCAUGAAGGUAAGAGAAUCAGAGAACACAUUUGGAUCGGUUCUGGUACUUUAUAUUCCGAAAUCAGUCGUGAAACCAAAUGGAAAUUGCAAGGUAAAGACAGCAUUCCAACCUAAUUAUUAAAUAUAGAGGUUGAUUUGAUGGUGUAACAUAGGCAAAGGAAAAAUAUCAAUGUUGACACCAGUUUGUCAACUGAUUUGUUUUCUUUAAAGACACUGCAUAUCAUGGCUUUUAAAUUGGAUAUUUGUACCUGAGGUAACCUGCUAGGUCUUGAUCAAUAAUGAUUCUUAUCAUUAUAUAUAUCCGAAUUCUCUUUCAUAACUUAUGCUUCUUUGAUCAUAUAAAAUAUGCCAAUACGCAUGAAAAUGCAUCCCCACAAUGAAGGAUACCCGCUUUAUCAUGUCUACCAUGUUUUAUUUGUCCUUUUAGUCCCCAUUUCUUGUAAAUUUCCAAGCCCAUUGUAACUGUGACGAUUUUUGUUGUUUGAAUUGUAGAUUGUUGUUUUAAUUUUAAUUUCAAAUGCCUAAGACACGAAAUUUGAUUUUAUGAUUUCUGAAGCCGUAGGUCUUGCUAUAUAUUCUGAAUGUACACAAUAUUUCAGAAAGUAAAUGUGUUUGCCUAUUUUUUUGCUGAUACACUGUACCUUCGUUGCGUUUGCAAUGGGAAAUAAUUCUAGAAUGAGACUAAUAUUACCUUCCUUGUUCGGAAGAACUCCAUAUGAUAUGGAGCAAUGGAGAGAUCAAAUGCAUACAAGGGUGUUUUAAAUGAUGUGUACUGAUUACUAUAUGUUGUUAAUGAUUUUGGAUGUUAUGUACUGUGAUAUGUUGAAAUGUGACAUAAGAAUCC
Messenger RNA from Ostrea edulis (European flat oyster), 3161 nucleotides. RefSeq names its product peroxidase-like protein. Gene Ontology annotation, molecular function: heme binding; peroxidase activity. Lineage: Eukaryota; Metazoa; Mollusca; Bivalvia; Ostreida; Ostreidae. The record is from RefSeq and is a predicted model, not a curated record. Bases 80 to 2290 code for a protein of 736 amino acids. Gene Ontology annotation, biological process: response to oxidative stress. The transcript has 11 exons.